AUGACUAUCCCUUACUCUUCAACCACAACAACUCCAAAAACGGCGUCAGCCACUUCAGUCGCAUCUUCCUCCACUUCGAUGACUUCUUCCUCUGUGGUUUGUGGCAGUGCCCCUCUGAACACUCUUCGUGUUGGGGGCAGUAGCUCUCUGGCGACUGGAGGCUUAUGGCCAUGGAUGGCCAGUCUGCAGCGAGGAGGCAAACACGUAUGUGGAGGUACACUGAUCACUGAACAGUUUGUCCUGAGCUCUGCUGACUGUUUCUCCAGCUCCACCAAUGCUUCAGAAUGGACCGUGUUCCUCGGUCGUCUCAAUCAAAAUGGUCCCAACCCUAAUGAGGUCUCUCUGAGGGUGAACAACAUCACGCUGAGUAACCUGACAGGCAACAAUGUGGUUGUUUUGGAGCUGGCCAGCAAACCCACACUCUCAGACUUCAUACAGCCCAUCUGUGUGGACCUGGGUACAGAGACCUUCUCCACAGGAACACAGUGCUGGAUUGUGGGCUGGGGCUCAGGACAAGGAGGAGUUCAACAAACCCUUCAGGAGGUCCAGACUACCGUGGUGGAUUGUGGGAGCUCAGCCUCCCCUGAGAAUAUCUGCACUGGUUUUGUGACUUUACAGCAGGGUGAUGAUGGGGGCCCUCUGAUGUGUAAGCAGGGCCUGGCAUGGUUCCAGCCUGCAGUUUUGACUGUAGUUAACAGUACCUCAAGCAGCAGUAGUCGCAGGAACAAUACCAGUGGCUUCAUGGUCUUCAACCGACUCAUGCGUUAUAACAGCUUUCUGCGCAAAGCUGUCGACAGCCUCCCUUCACCAGCCUUUGACAACUCAUCCUCUGUCCCCAACAGCACUGUGUCCCCAACAACCACAACCGUUUCCAUCUGCCCGUUCAACUCUGCUAAAACUUCAGAAGACCCACUAGACCAGACUUUUCCGUCCCCUCCUCUCGACUCCUCAAACACCGGAGGCCGGGCCAAGGCGCCGUACGUGCAGGCAGACAUGAUCACCCGCUGCUCAUCGCUGAAUAACUGA
Molecule: messenger RNA, 1026 nt
Organism: Chanos chanos (milkfish)
Lineage: Eukaryota; Metazoa; Chordata; Actinopteri; Gonorynchiformes; Chanidae
Product: serine protease 27-like
Exons: 6
Coding region: 1-1026 (341 amino acids)
Biological process (GO): proteolysis
Molecular function (GO): serine-type endopeptidase activity
Source: RefSeq, a predicted model, not a curated record